This is a messenger RNA of Myxocyprinus asiaticus (Chinese sucker), 8692 nucleotides long. RefSeq names its product signal-induced proliferation-associated 1-like protein 1. Gene Ontology annotation, biological process: regulation of small GTPase mediated signal transduction; activation of GTPase activity. Bases 454 to 5781 code for a protein of 1775 amino acids. The transcript is spliced from 21 exons. Gene Ontology annotation, cellular component: cytoplasm. Gene Ontology annotation, molecular function: GTPase activator activity; protein binding. The record is from RefSeq and is a predicted model, not a curated record. Lineage: Eukaryota; Metazoa; Chordata; Actinopteri; Cypriniformes; Catostomidae.
UAUUUGUAAAGGAGACGCUGAGCCAACGGUACUGCAGCUGGAGUAGAUAAACAAGAUACUGAUAAAUAUCCAUCGACACGCGGAAAAAGAGCGGGAAUAAGGGCCGCACCGAGUUAAACAUAGACUGUACUCAGCUGGCGAUUAUUACCAAGCGGAGAGAUAAGAUUUUUAUGGAGGAGAGACGGCACGAGAGCAGCGCGAGGUGGGAAGGAAAGAAGCUCAACAUCUACACAAAGGGAUGAGAGGGGGAAGGUCUAAUCACACAAUGAUCUCCACACAUUCCUGAUUUAGCUGAGGAGAAGCACUAUUAUAAAGUUCAUUUAUAUCCCACUAUUGUCUGUCUUCCAUUCUCUGGCCUCUCCAGCUGAGUGGCUGCCCAUGUUCCCUAAGCUUUGUCAUUUUUGCUACACUGCUGGCAUGCUCCAAUGCUGAGCUCCGCCACAUAGCCAUACCAUGACCAGUCUAAAGCGUUCACAGACCGAACGCUCGGUGGGUGGCUCUGUUCCCGCCACAGAUGAGUUUUACACUCGUCGUCUGCGCUUGCCCAAUGGAGGUGCACCACCCCCUCGCAGCGAGAGCACACACUUGACUGGCACGCCUGGAGUUCCCAAAAUGGGAGUUAGGGCAAGGGUUGCUGACUGGCCCCCCAGGAAAGAUGGCGGCAGUGGAGGAGGUGGAGGGGGAGGAAAUGAAGGGGGUGUGUGGCACAUCACAGUGGAGACUGAUUCCCCUUCUACCACCACAGGAAGCACCCAGAGUAACUUGUCAACCAAGCUUGGUCACCUGAUCAGCCCUCAGGACUCAUCCAUGCUGCGUAACAUUCACAACACACUGAAGAACAAGAUGCAGAGCAAAGGUAAAGACAAUCGCUUCCUCUCCCCGGAUGGUCAUCUUGGUUCGCCCCGCAAGAGCAUGCGGCGCAUCCGACAGCGCAGCAACAGCGAUAUCACCAUCAGUGAGCUGGACGGCGAUGGCAGUGAGGGCUGGUCUUUUUCAGGCUGGACACCCAUGCAUAGAGAGUACGGCAGUACCUCAUCCAUUGACAAGCAUGGCGUAUCUGGUGAGAGCUUCUUCGAUAUGCUUAAAGGUUACCAGACCGAUGCUCCUGACCAGCGCAGCCCUGCCCCUGAUAAGUUGAGUGAGUUACUGACAGUAGCCCAUAAACAAACUGCCCUUGACCUGCCUGAUGGACCUCUGGGUCCUCCACGUGGCAGUCCCGCCAGUCGCCUGAAAGAAAGAGAAAAACACCUGAAACGGCGUUCCAAGUCAGAGACAGGUGGAGAGUCCAUUUUCCGCAAGCUACGUAGCGUCAAAGCUGAAGGUGAUUCAUCACGUGCAGGUUCUGAUGCAGAAGAUGGAAAGUCUGACGAUGCAGGUCCUCCUCCCAAACCAUGGGUCUGCCAGAAAGGGUUUGCACACUUUGACAUCCAGAGUAUUCUGUUUGACCUGAAUGAGGCUGUGCAAAGUCGACAAAGUGCAGUUAAGAGGAAGAACACUACCACCGGUGCCUCUGCUGCAGCUGCUGCCUCUGCCUCCAACACAUCAUCUCUCUCAUCCACACAAAGCGGGGCUUACAGCUCCCCUUGCGGUAGCCAGGAGGAGCUUAACAUCAAGGAUGGACUUUCUCUUGACUCAGGUGAUGACAAGAGCAACGAUCUGGUUCUUAGCUGCCCGUGUUUUCGUAAUGAGAUUGGUGGUGAAGGAGAGAGAAAUAUCAGCCCUUCAAAGCAGGGCAGUAUCGGCAGUGGGGCCUCCAGCUCUUCAAGAGAUGAAGAAGGAUCCCCUGAAAGAGCUCCCAACACCCAUUUUAGCAAUGCAGGUGUGGCUGUUCUUGAAGCGCCCAAGGAUGGCAAGAGUCUCCACCAUGAUCGUGGAAAAAGCAACAUAGUUGAACAUGUGGACUUGGGUGCCUAUUACUACAGAAAGUACUUUUACUUGAGAGAGCACUGGAACUACUUGGGUGUCGAUGAGACACUGGGGCCAGUAGCUGUUAGUAUUCGUCGGGAGAAACUGGAGGAUCACAAAGAGCAUGGCCAGCAAUACAAUUACAGAAUCAUCUUCCGAACCAGUGAGUUAACAACCUUACGGGGCUCCAUUUUGGAGGACUCUGUGCCCUCCACCUCAAAGCAUGGCUUAGCUCGAGGCCUGCCUCUGAAAGAGGUGCUAGAAUAUCUUGUCCCUGAACUCAAUGCUCACUGCCUCCGACUUGCCCUCAAUACACCCAAGGUCACAGAGCAGCUGAUGAAACUGGACGAGCAGGGGCUCAGUUUCCAGCUGAAGGUGGGAGUCAUGUACUGCAAGGCUGGGCAGAGCAGCGAGGAGGAGAUGUACAAUAAUGAGGCAGCAGGUUCCUCCCUGGAGGAGUUUCUGCAGUUGCUGGGAGAAAGGGUGCGCCUUAAGGGUUUUUCUAAGUACCGUGCACAACUGGACACUAAAACGGAUUCUACUGGAACCCACUCUUUGUACACAACUUUUAAAGACUAUGAGAUCAUGUUCCAUGUGUCGACAAUGCUCCCCUACACACCCAAUAACAAACAGCAGCUGCUAAGGAAAAGACACAUUGGAAACGACAUAGUUACAAUAGUGUUUCAAGAGCCCGGUGCAAAACCCUUUAGCCCCAAGAACAUCCGUUCACACUUUCAACACGUCUUUGUGGUUGUACGAGCACACAAUCCAUGCUCUGAAAACACCUGCUACAGUGUUGCAGUGGCACGCUCACGAGAUGUACCUGCUUUUGGACCAACUAUUCCUGAGGAAGCAACAUUCCCAAAGUCCACCAUCUUUCGAGAUUUCUUGCUGGCCAAGGUCAUUAAUGCCGAAAAUGCAGCCCACAAGUCGGACAAAUUCCGCGCCAUGGCCACUCGGACAAGGCAGGAGUACUUGCGGGACCUGGCUGAACGCCACGUUACGAGCACACCUAUCGAUCCCUCUGGCAAAUUUCCUUUUAUUUCUCUGGCCCACAAGCGAAAAGAGAAGACACGGCCAUAUCUUGGUGCAGAACUGCGCAGUCCGGGGGCCAUCACCUGGCCUGUUUACGCAGAGGACCACGGGGCUGGAGGAGAACUGGAAGGCCUACUGGCCAUUUCCAAUGACUUCCUUGUGCUUGUGGACCCAGAGGCCAAGGCUGUAGUCUUCAACUGCACUGUCCGAGACGUUAUUGGUUGGACUAUGGGAAGCCCUGCUUCCAUGAAGAUCUACUACGAGCGUGGAGAGAGCAUCUCACUGCGCUCCAUCAACAACAACACAGAAGACUUCCGUGAGGUUGUCAAACGUUUGGAGCAUCUUACUAAAGGCUGUGAAACCAGUGAGAUGACCUUGCGGAGGAAUGGACUGGGCCAGCUUGGUUUUCAUGUUAACUACGAGGGCAUUGUGGCAGAGGUGGAGCCAUACGGUUACGCCUGGCAGGCAGGGCUGAGGCAAGGCAGUCGAUUGGUUGAGAUAUGCAAGGUGGCUGUGGCAACACUUUCACACGAACAGAUGAUAGACCUGCUCCGCACCUCAGUGACUGUGAAAGUUGUGAUCAUACCACCCCACGAGGACACCACACCUCGGAGGGGCUGUUCAGAGCUGCACCGUAUGCCUGUGGUGGAAUACAAGGGUAGCAAUGAGAGCGGCUCAUUUGAGUACAAGUUCCCUUUCCGGAGCAAUAACAACAAAUGGCAGCGAACCUCGUCCAGUCCACAGCAGUCCCUCACCGCCUCGCCCCAGAGUCACAGCGGAACACCGAACCGGGCCGUCAGCCUAGGGGCCAGCAUGGGCAAAACCCUCUCUGCUGAGCGGUCUGAGAGAGCUGCUCAAAUCCCCCGCAGCGUUUCUAGUGAUGGCCGGCCACUGGAUUGCAAAAGGAUGUCUCCAGGUUCUGAGAGCUAUGCCCUGAGCUCCUCUCUCAUGUUGGGCCGCUCGCCGCACAACCGCAGCUCCCCCAGUAACCUCUCCUGCUCCAGUGACACGGGCUCAGGCGGCUCAGCUCACUGGAGGCAGAAGUCCAUGCCUGAGGGAUUUGUGCACAACAGGCACUCUCCUCUACCAGCAGAGCGGCAAAUGGUGGCAGAAGGUGGGAGCAGCGGCAAGUCGACCCACAGCUGGACCAGAGUGGAGGACAGCUCUGACAGACCACCAUCAGAUGCUCCGGUCACUAAGUCUAGCUCCUCCUACUCAGGCGGCCCACGCAUCCAGAGGCAGGAGCAGGUCAUUCACCUUUCCCCCAAGAAGGGCAGCCAGUCAGAAGGUCCUUACUCUCACUCCAGCAGUAACACACUCUCCAGCACCACGUCCAGUGGGGGUCACAGUGAUGACAAGUGGUAUGAUCUGGGUGGUGGAGGACUGGGAGACCAGCCGGAUGCAGAGCCAAAUGGUCUAGGUGGUGGUGGAUACCUGAAGGGCACUUCAGCAGACAGUGGCAUUGAUGCCACAUCGUACGGCCCCCCUCAUGGGAGUCCCAGCUCUCUGCUGGCUGUGGGAGCUCCUGGGCCACCUAGAGAGCGUGCCCCUUCACCCUGGCACAGCCCCACAGAAGGGGGCCGGAGGGUGCUUGAGAGGUCCCCUCCUGCUGCAGAGUCUCCAGUGUCCCCUGCAGAUGGGCCGCCUACUACCCGAAGCCCACCAACUCAUCUGCUGGUCCGGGAUGGCAGUUCCUACAGUCUGAGUGAAAUGGCAUCCUAUUCCAGCACACGCCACUCUGUCAGCCCUGCAGUCCUGAGCUCCAGCCACAGCUCCCCACGAGAAGAGUCUUCCUCAGCCACCUCCUCCUCAUCCUCCCAGAGCUCUGUGUCACCUGGCCCCAAGAGUUUCUAUCCUCGUCAGGGAGCCACCAGCAAGUACCUGAUUGGCUGGAGGAAACCGGGCAGCACCAUCAACUCUGUGGACUUUGGGGACACACGCAAAAGACCACAGGGUGAAGGGACAGAUGGUGGUUUAUCUCAGCCCAGGCCUUCUCUCAGAGAUCUGCACUCUCCUCAAGCUAUGUGCAAGUCCACAGUGGAAAAGGACCUGAAGAAACUCAGUACACCAGACAGUCCCCCAUCCAAACAACACAAGGAGAAGCAGUCAUCCUCCUCAGGCCCAUCAACUUCAGGGCGGCGUUCUCUACAGCGCACCUUGUCAGAUGAGAGUAUAUAUCGGGGUCAACGGCUGCCAUCUCUGGGAGAUUCCAUUCUAGAGCAGGCUCUUGCCAGCGACGUGCUCUUCAGCUGCUCUACCCUUCCGCGAUCUCCAACCACCCGUGGCGCCCCAUUGCGUAGACCCUCCUACAAAAUGGGCAUCAAGAUGCAUGGUGACUUCUCAGCAUCUGACACGUCUCUAGCAGACCUGCAUGAGCGACAGAGGCUGCCUCCACCUGAACUGGGUCUCAUGCCCCUUCCAGACACGGACACUGACAGCGGCCUGGACUGGACCCACCUCGUGGAUGCUGCCAAUGCUUUUGAGGGUGAGAGAAGACCACAGCGCAUCCAGAGAGGAUAUAUGUUUAGUUCUCAGGACGUCAGUCAGAGAGGAGAGAGUUCACUCAGUCCUCAACACCUAGACCUUCAGCCAGUGCCCCACUCCAGACUCUCUCCUAGUGAAGGGCCUACAAGCUACAGUGGAAAGGUUUCUCAGCUGGAGGCUUUGGUGAAGAUGUUGCAGGAGGACCUGAAGAAGGAAAGGGAAGAUAAAUUGAAACUGCAGGCACAAAUUAAGAGGCUUUGGGAGGACAAUCAGAGGCUGCAAGAAGAGUCUCAAAGCUCUGCAGCCAAGCUCAAGAAGUUCACAGAAUGGGUCUUUAAUACCAUCGAUCUGAACUGAGUCAUCUGCAGAAGACAGGGGAAAUCAAUGGACUUUCUGAGGACCAGACAGACAUGGGAGAGACUUACUCACUGCACCAUGUGCUACCGGAUUGAGAACUAUCCACUCAAAAUUCAAAAAUUUCAUUUUCACAUUAACAUUUCUUCACGAACUGCUAAACAUUUUAAACUUUGUUGAUGAGGAACCAACAUUGACAUGACUCAAAGUUGGAGGAGGGCAAAAGAAAAAAAAAAUCUAUACUUCUAGUUCGCCUCUCCAGAUCUCUUGGGACAUCAUUAGAAGUGCCCACAGGAGUAACUAGUAACUGUCUGUGAUGCCAGCCUCUGCCUUCCAGGCUGUUACAUUUUUGUCCCUCCUGUGUCCUACUAACAACUGCCAAUCUGACAUUCUGUUUCAGUCAUUUGGACAGUGCUACAGCCCAGCCCCAUCCAGACCUUAGACACCUAGUAGAAGAAAAAAAAAAAAAAAAACGAAACCAUGACUCAGCUACAUGGCCAUAUUUCAGCGCAUCCUCUUCAUUUCACCUUGAGCACCAAUUUUUGCCAUGUUGUGAAAUUUUGCAGAGUCAUUGUGGUUUUGGAGUUUCUGCUUUUUUUCUUGACUGCUCCGCUAUCAAAUUUGUAGAAAGCCUGCCCGCAUGCUCUGGCAAAUCAAUCUACAAAACUCCCUGCUCUUCGGAUACCAUUUGCAUUUCAGAAGAAGAAAAAGACAAUUUUUCUGAGGUGGCAUGAAGUGAUCUGCUCACAAUAAAGUCAAUACUUGUGUUGUGUUGUGGUGUUUCAUCUCAACAUCAAUCAAAGCAAUAGCAGGGAGUCUAAAUCCUUGGCCUAAAGACCAAGCUCUGCAGGACUAAAAGCAAACCAUAAUGACUCUGGCAAUAUUCUGCCUCGAUUCCUCUUACGCAAAGCUGUAUAUCUUAAGUCUGUGGUACGAACGCUGGAGAUCCUACAGUCUCCAAGAAUGCCGAUCUGGAAUUUAAGGACAAGUCUUAAUUUGAGAACAGUUCCGUUAUUUAUUUCAGUUGUUAUGAGUAAAUAAGAUUCUCUUUGCGUGCAGUACAACAGACAUCUGUGAAUACCAUUUAUUUAGGAAGGGUCUGUUAAUUAUUUUGUUUUUAUAUUAUUAUUUUGUUUUUUAUUUUUAGUAGAGUUCAGCCUGAGUUGCAGUACCUUUUGUUGUGCACGUCGUGGUGCCCUAGUCUGCUAUUGUUUCUUUAGUGCCAUCUAGUGGUGAUAAGUGAUUGUCUCACUUGAUUUCAGCUGUAAUCUAUUCCAGUUUGUUUACACAUUGCCUAUACACACCCAUGCAAACAGUAGUCUUGGAAACCUUUCAUUUAGAGAGUUAACACAAUGAAAAGCAGACACACGGGUGUUGGAUCCAAUAUCAGGGAUGAGAGGAAUUGCCUUUCUGAAAAAAGGGAUAAAAAGUCAGACUCUAAUGUAAGAAGAGCAUGAGGCGCCUUCAAGAAUUAAACCGUUAACAGGAGACACAAGUUCCCUUGAAAAAUUUAAUGGUCUGCAUACACACAGAGUAGGUUCUCAGGUGCUGGAUGAGUUUUUUCAAGCGGCCAUCAUUGCGUUAUGAGUGUGGAACCAAGAGGAAGAUCCAACCAGAGGGAUGGUUUAGUUAAGAGCCAGGUUCACUGCUUGGGAUCAGUAAUAUUGAACAGCUUGCCCUGUAAUCUCACACCCAUUUAUUGCACUUUGCUCCUGGUUCUCUCGUCUGAACGUAGUGGCAUUCCUGGACCAGAAAAAUCAUCAAAGACUAAACACUCUGCCCUAGUUCUAUCACUGUCCCAGUAAUGUAUAUUGUAUAGAUCUAAAUUUUCCGGUCAGCAGGGCCACUUUAUACUGUUCAGCAAGCACUAGCCAAUUUCUCAGUAUAAUGAAGACGGUGUCAAUUUCUAGAUACUUUAUGUAUUACGAAGAUGAUGUGCACAAUGGAUCCGGAGGUAACUUUGAUUUGCGCUUGUGUAGCAUGCAGCGAUAAUCGAUUCUGUUCUAGGAAUCACUAGAAGUAUCUCAGAAACUGCCUCCUGAUACCUGUGGAGAAUGAAAAACUAAGAAUGCCAAACAUUUUGACUGCACAACACAGAGAAUAACAUGCCCAAGUGAAUAAGAGAUUAUUAGUUUCAUUUCCGCACUGCAGUUUUCAGUUUUGCUCCUUCAGUACACAGGAGGGUAUAAAAUGAGUAUCAAACUUCCUGACUGCUGAAAAUAUGACUGCUAUUUAUUCUCUCAUCUCUCACCUCCCCUCUGGUUUGGUAUUCCUUUUUCCAGCUUUCUUAAUCCUGAAUCAUUUUUAAAACAUAAAUGGCUUUGUUCUAAAAAAAAAAAAAAAAAAAAGGUAAAAUAUUGAUGACUAUGUUAAUGUGAAUGUUUCUUUUUUCAUUCUCCUCUUUUCUUAUUUUGUUCUUAGUUUCCUGAUUUAAAUUUCUUUGCACUGUUUUUGUUUUGUAUACAUUUUCUAUUGCUAUUGGUUUAUGGACAUGCAUAAACAUAUGGCUCUUGAUGUUGUUUCUUGUUAUGUAUGCAGUUAAUUUUAAAAGAGGCAAGGCUGGGAUUGUGCUUCCCUCCUUGUAUGUCUUUUAUAUUGUGUCAUUAGACGUUACUUCAUAUAUUCUCCCAUCUGAACUUUAAAGAAUUGUGUUUUAUUGAGGAGCAUUACAAUUAUGAAAAGUAAUGUUUACAUAUACUGUUCAUCAUCUUUGUAAAGUGUAGAGGUUUAAAAAGAGACAAUUUCCAGUGAUUCCAAUAUUAAGGUUUCAUAAAUAAAUAAUAAUAAAAAAACUUGAUUUGAGGUGCUGUAAUUAUUCAUGAACUGGUCAAAACAAAUGCUGCAUGCAUGCCACCUCCUCAAUGAGGUGUAAUCUGCCAUUGCUUUCUGAGCCAAUAAAUUUCUUUAAAUGCCA